AUGUCUACUGAAAACCCUCGCGUCAAAGGUGUCCUGCUUGUCGGCAGUGUGCCUGGUACAGACACUGAAGAUGUGCUGCGAAGAAUGGCUCCAGCUCUCGGAAGCCGUCUCAAGUACAUGCCCGAUGGCGAGACAGGCCAACGCAACUAUUUCAUCGGCUGGCAGAUGUACAAAUUCGGUGCAUUCCCAGAGGAGAAGAUCAAAGAGGCAGCCGAAAAGCUCGAGGGCAUGUCGACAGAUUACGACACCGCAGCUCUCGAGUCUUAUCCAGUCUUCAAAAAACUGAAGGAGGAAGGUGUGAUUCCUAAGAACAUCAAGUUCCAGGUCUGCUUGCCUUCCCCAUUGACCUUUGUGUCACCUUUCAUCGUUGGCGACUACAAGACAGCAAUCGAACCCGUCUACGAGCGUGCCAUUUUCCGAGCUUUGGACAACAUCAGCAAGAACAUUCCUGAGCAGGAACUGGCUAUCCAAUGGGAUGUACCUCUUGAGUUUGCUUUGCUCGAGGGUGUCUGGGUACAACGUUGGUUCUCUCCUCUCAAGCAAGGCAUCUUGGAUCGCUGGUUCAAGCUGACUGCAGCCGUCAACCCAGCUAUCGACAUGGGCUUCCACUUCUGCUACGGUGAUAUUGGUCACCAGCACUUUACUCAGCCCAAAGACAUGGGUUUGAUGGUCGACAUGGCCAAGGAGCUUUUGGGUCAAGUUAAGAGACGUGUCGAUUACAUUCAUAUGCCAGUGCCUAAGGACAGAGAUGAUGCAGCAUACUUUGCUUCUCUGAAGGACCUGCAAGCAGUCAGAGGCGAGACGGACAUAUAUCUUGGUCUUGUCCACGCCGAUGAUCUGGAGGGCACACAGCGCAGAAUCAAAACCGCUUCUGAGGUGCUCGAUGGCUUUGGCGUUGCAACCGAGUGUGGAUGGGGCAGAACGUCUCCUGAGGAGAUUGACUCGAUUGUUCACAUUCUGAACGCUGUAUCAGAGAAACAUGCAUAG
Aureobasidium musti is the source of this 987-nucleotide messenger RNA. Lineage: Eukaryota; Fungi; Ascomycota; Dothideomycetes; Dothideales; Saccotheciaceae. The record is from the annotation of a GenBank genome assembly.